This is a messenger RNA of Prionailurus viverrinus (fishing cat), 3004 nucleotides long. RefSeq names its product serine protease 44-like. Bases 1306 to 2412 code for a protein of 368 amino acids. The record is from RefSeq and is a predicted model, not a curated record. Gene Ontology annotation, molecular function: serine-type endopeptidase activity. Gene Ontology annotation, biological process: proteolysis. The transcript has 9 exons. NCBI's taxonomy places the organism in Eukaryota, Metazoa, Chordata, Mammalia, Carnivora, Felidae.
GCCCCCUGCAGGGAGCGGCGGGCGGCUCGGGGCGCACCGCCCGCCCGGAAGGGGAGGGCCUCAGGCCCCCCGCCCGCGGUCGGAGCCGCUGCGGGUGGGGGUGGGGGGGCUGUCCCGCCGGCUCCCGCGUGCUUUCCCGGUCACCAGCCCACGCCCCUCCUCCCCGGUCGGCCCCGCUUUCCUGUGCUGUGUGCUUCCCCCGCCCCCCACCGCGGCCCUGGCCCACACCUCGGGGUGCGCCCCCUCCCCCUGCCCGGCUCCCUGGGACGCCCGGACCCCCGGCCAGGGUGUGGCCAGGAAAAUGCGAAAAUCUUGGGAGGACAGGAGGCUGAAGACGGGAAGUGGCCCUGGCAGGUGAGCGUGAGGAUCAGAGGCAAGCACGUGUGCGGAGGUUCCCUAUCACACAGCAGUGGGUACUGACUGCAGGCCACUGUAUUUUAAGCCGUUUCCACUACAAUGUCAAGAUGGGAGAUCGGAGUGUCUAUAAAGAAAUCAGUGGUCCCCGUCCGAGACAUCAUUGUCCACCCUCAGCUGUCAGUAGUUGGAACCAUUCAAAAGGACCUUGCCCUUCUCCAGCUCCUCUACCCUGUAAACUUCACCAUGACCAUCCAGCCUAUAUGCAUCCCUCAGAAGACUUUCCGGGUGGAAGCUGGGACCACGUGCUGGGUGACCGGUUGGGGCAGAAAAGAAGAAUAUGGUGAGACUGUGAGGCAGGAAGCCGACCCAGGAAGAGGGAGACAGCUUUAGCCCUGCAUUAGGCAAACAGGCUAAAGAGAGGGACAGGGAAGCAGACGGCCUGGCAGAGGGGUGAGGGGACAGCGGUUUAGCAGCAGCCAGGGUGAUGGUUCCUGAUUGGCUUGAGGACAUGAUUGAGGACUUUUGUUGCAACACAAGUAUUUCAUGGUAGCCAUUUAGAAAAGGCACCGGUCCCGGGAACUGGAGCUACUCUCAGGAGAAGAAAUACAGGGGUGAAAUCUCUUUAUGGAGAUUCGUGAGGGACCAUGCCUGGCUGGCUUGGGUUUUUUUUUUUUUUAGGUUCCCUGGGGACCGAGCCAGAUGCUAUGGAAUUCUAUUCAGGGUGGCUUUCUGCUCAGCAGGUGAGGAGUGGUUUGCCAGCCAGAGCUGUCCCUCUCUGAAAGUAUGUUGGUGGUUAGGGAGCUUCCUGUCCUUUUGAGUACAGGCAGAGCCAGAAGGUCGCUGUUGCUGAGGCUAUAGGGCCCCCAUCUCUGGGAAGAGUCUGGACUGGUAACCCUGGGGCACAUUCGAGAGUCUGUGAUCCUGCUCAAAAGUAAAGAUACGUUACUGAUGCACGGAAUACCUGUCACGAUUACCGCUGAUACUCAGGGUGGCGACCUUAUUACCUCUGUUCUCCAUGAGGUCGACCAAGACAUCAUCCACCAUGAAAAAUGUAAUGAGAUGAUUCAGAAAGCCAUGAAAACAACUAGGGAUGUCAUACUGGAAGGAAUGCUCUGUGGCUAUAAAGGCGCAGGAAAGGAUUCAUGUCAGGUGGCGGCGGUCACCCCCGUUGACCCUGGUUCCUACAGGGCUGCGGCCAUUCCUCAGCCAGCAGCAAAGUCGCUGUUUCCUGCAGGAUGUGGCCACAGGUCUAUGAGGAUAGUUGGUGGAAUACCCGCCCCAGAGAGGAAGUGGCCGUGGCAGGUGAGCCUGCAGAUCAAGGAUAAACACACGUGCGGAGGCUCCCUCAUUGCCAGCCGGUGGGUGCUGACCGCUGCCCACUGCAUACUUGGCCACGUGGAGUACACCGUGAAGAUGGGAGACGUCCACGUGAACCAUACCUCCAGGAUGGCCAUCCAGGUGCCGGUCCGGGACAUCGUUAUUCACAAAUAUUACAAUCCUGUUGGAAGCAUUGAGAAUGACAUUGCCCUCAUCCUGCUGGAGUUCCCUGUGAAUUUUUCCUCGCACAUCCAGCCCGUGUGCCUCCCUGAAAAGAUGUUCAUGGUGGAAGCUGGUAUGGAGUGCUGGGUGACUGGAUGGGGAAAACGAAAAGAAACAGAUAAACCCGAAGAUGCUCCAGAACAACUUCAGGAGGCCAAGCUAAACGUUGUACGUUACGAGGAGUGCAAUAGGGCACUCAAGGAACAGAUGGAAAGUGGUAGUGACUUAGUGAAAAAAGGGGCUGUCUGUGGUUACAGUUCCCGAGGAAAGGACACCUGCCAGGGAGAUUCUGGGGGCCCCAUGGCCUGUGAAUUUAAUGAAACAUGGGUCCAGGUGGGGAUUGUGAGCUGGGGCUUUGGCUGUGGUCGCAGAAAUUUUCCCGGAGUUUAUACAGAAGUUAGUUUCUACAAGGACUGGGUCAUUGAUCGCUUGAGUCAGGCUUGCUGUUGGGACUCAGCAGACUUCUUCAUACUUCUGUGCGUGGUGCUGCCCCUGGGCAUCCUGGUGGCCCCGUGAUCACCCCCGCCCACUCCCCUCCUGUUUCUGACUCUCACACGAGGCCCCUCCUCCUCAUUGCCCUUUCCUCCAAUGCUGGUUGGGAUCCACUGACCCCGUAGAGAGCUACCCAGUAGAGAGUGGCAGUAAGCCCAGAGCCCUGAAAGUGUCCCAGCCUGAUGCCCCAGUCACCUGCCUCGGCCACACCCACACCUUGGCUGUGCUCUGCCUGCCGGGAAGGAGGCAGCCGACCUGCCAGCUGGAGCCUGGUGCUUCCCUGACGCCUUGGAGAGCCUCUACCAAAGAAGAGACCUCAUGAGCAGUGAGACAGCAUUCCACCUGGCUGUGGUCUCAGGCUUUCACCUGACAGUGAGCUUGGUGAUUGUGCAGAGAGAGCCAGGCGGUAUCACCAUGGCCCUGCUGAGGUCUGAGGCCUGGGGGUUCCGCAUCCGACCCAGGUGUCUGGGACUGGGCGAAGUUCCCCCCCACCCAGUGCGGAUCCACCUGGAUCCUGCUGGGGCAGCCCCGCGAUGGGGCCCCCUUUCUUGAGUACCCAGUGGCCACGUCCAGGCUCACCCCAAGUCGUGCGGAGACAUUAAGGAGUGUGGAGAUC